Molecule: messenger RNA, 2236 nt
Organism: Amoebophrya sp. A25
Lineage: Eukaryota; Dinophyceae; Syndiniales; Amoebophryaceae
Source: the annotation of a GenBank genome assembly
UCUUGGUCUACUAAGUACUUAGAAGGAAGACCAUCGAGAUCGAGAGCAAAGGUUUUCGUCGUUCAAGAUUUCCAAUGGAUGCUUCGACGUACUACAAAACGUAAGAUAGAACUAUAACUAUUUGCACAUACUUCUCACCUAAUCCUUCUAAAAAGAAGCUAGAGUUUUCUCGCGACAUUCAUUUAAGACUUGUGAGCUGCCACAACAGAAAGGAAAGCACCACGAGCCUGCAACCAAGUUUCGGACUUCGAGAUGUCGAUGGCAAACAUGAAGACUAUAUUGCUGGGCACGGCCGCCCUUGCCCAGGUUGUGUCUGCGGACUCAGGGCCAGGAGUGCUGCACAUCACAACGAUGAAGAUGUUUGAGGAGAAAGUCUCAACGUCUGGGAGAGGAUCUUUUGUGAAAUUCUUUGCGCCAUGGUGUGGUCAUUGCAAAGCCCUUCGUCCGGCAUGGGACGCGCUGGCGCAAGAGUUUGAGGCCUACCCAAAUGUGCAGGUCGCCGAUGUUGACUGCACCAGCAGCCAACCUGUCUGUGACAAGUUCAGCGUGACGGGCUAUCCAACCAUCAAAUAUUUCAAUAAGGAAACCGGCGAGCAGGGCGCGGACUACCAACAAGGUAUUGUCUAUGAAAUUCUUGUUAUUCGAUGGCUGAGUCCGACAAGAGGAUGGUCUUCAGCUUUUCAAUGACAACUCAAUGUGAUUGUAUGUUGAAUCAUGAAAUGUAUGUGUAGGGUGGAGGAGGUUACUCUAGUACACGAGGAACAGCAUCAGCAUCAAGCCAUCAUGUGAAGAAACAAAACACUAAUAAAGGAAGAAGCGCCACAAAAAGUUCACCCGAGUACAUAAAGCAGGAAAAUGAAAGUAUAAAAUACAACCAGAACCACUGUUACAAUCAGGUCGCGACUUGAAAACAUUGAAAAAGUUCGUCGAAAACACACUUAUGGUGAAGUGUUCGCCAACAGACAAAUCGCGCUGCACGGUAAAGGAGACCGCGUUCCUGACGAAGUUCGAAGGCAAGAGCGAUGCAGAGAAGGAGAAGGAGUACUAUUGCUUAUGAGCCUUUCUGUCGUGACACGAUAAAUUGCUAUUUUACUUUCGUAUGCUUUCCCUGACCUCUGAUGUGAGGUGCUCAGUGGCUGUUCCCUGACCUCUCCUACCCCUUUGGGUACUCUCCUUUCUUCCAUCCUGUAAACCACUUGUCGGCUGUACUCUCUAUACUUCUCCUCCUUCCUUUCCUCUUCUUCCUUGUCGUCAAGCUGAAACUACUAUUAGCUUCAUCAUAUAAAAGUAGCUCUUCUUCUUUUCGCUCCUUUUCCAAGACAACACUUAGGAACAGCUGAGAGCUGAAAGCUUCACAACAUCCCCAACAAGAUCGCUAAAUCAAUGCCUUACAACACUCUUUGGCUUUACAGUUACUUUCGUAUGUUUUUGUACCGUUGGAGCACUUGAAAGCAAAUGUGCGACGCCUUGCGAGAACGACAACAAUCCAUCGUGAUCGUCAUGGGCUUACUAGCAGGAUGAGAACUACCUCACCAUCUUUCCACACAGGUUUGCCCGCUUAGAAAAGCUUCUCGCGGGUUCUAUGGCCAAGGACAAACGAGUCUGGGUUGUCGCUCGUCGUGAUAUGCUGGCGCAGAUGCUGAAGAAGACGGACAAAGAAGAUGCGUCAGAGGAUGAUCUGGAUGAGGACAGCGACUUGUAGAUCGGUGCCAAUUAUGGAGCGGGCCGUGGCUGUGGCAGAAUACGGCCAACGAGAUGAAACGAUCUUUUGGUCCUUUCACGAGGAGCAGUAUAUUUUUCUUCUUGAUUCAACUUUUUAUUCAGACGCGAAGCGUAGUAAUCUCUUUUCCAACUCCAAGAACUCUUUGACUGUGUAUUUCUUUCUGGAGCAAGUUCUUUCAUUACAACGGGGGCACUUCCUGCUUAAAAGUAGUGACGCAGUGCAUAAGCCUAGCUUUGACGGUCAUGGUCAAAUGUUUUGAGAUCGUGCAGAUGAGCACACACUUCUACGGUGGUUACGAAUGGCUUUAUCAGAUGGAGCACGCACAUGCCAUGAACACACACAUCACGCAUCAACGGCAAGAUGACACAGCGAUCCACCCUCAUACCCUCUUUUUAUUUCUGCUAGCAGGCAUGGACAUCAUGCAACAACUCUUGUAUAUCGUACUAUGGAUGAGGAUGCCGAUGCCAACUAAAAAGCUGAGGAGACUGAAUUUUUUUGACACCAAGAUACACG